AUGAACGGUCUGAUCAACGCACCCGUCACUGCCCUGCCCUAUAACAGGCAGCCGGCAAUCACAUUCAAAUGUGUUAGUACAGACACGUCCAGCUGUUCGGUGACCAUCAACGGACAGGUGUGCCUUGAGUCCUCGGAUGAGGAGUCAUCAUCAUCUGACAUCCCAGUCGGCAACAGCAAGGUGUCCUACUGCACCUACUGCGAUGCCACUUGCAAGGGCUACAGCCAGUGCAACAACUACGAGACCAACAAGUGUGUCAAAGUGAACAGAGCCUGUGGUGGCGGCUCAGUUGGUUACGGUAUCUUCCGGAAGAAUUUCGAUCAGGUCUCGGUCGCCAUGUACAUGGACUCCUCCUGUGUGGGUUCAACCUUCUCCACUGCCAACGACACCUGCAACGACUGCCUCAGCGACACCCUCAAUAGCUAUGUAAAGUGCAUAGCCAAUGUUGCCAUCCGUUCCAUGGUGGUCUCUGUUGGAUUGAUGGUGAGCACCAUUGCCUUGCUCGCUCUUGUUCUUUAUUAA
This is a messenger RNA of Acytostelium subglobosum LB1, 522 nucleotides long. RefSeq lists its product as hypothetical. NCBI's taxonomy places the organism in Eukaryota, Evosea, Eumycetozoa, Acytosteliales, Acytosteliaceae. The transcript has a single exon. The record is from RefSeq and is a predicted model, not a curated record. Bases 1 to 522 code for a protein of 173 amino acids.